ACAGUUUCUUGGACUGCUGUGUGCAGUGCUGCUAACAGCUAUUAUAAUUCUGUAUUUUGAGAACAAACACUUGCAAAACAGUCGAAAAGACCUGACAGAACAGAAAUCUGAAUAUCUUCAUCAUGCUAAUGAACAUCAAGUCAGGUAUAAAAAUCUUAGCUUGGAAAAAGAGCAGUUUCGGGUUAGACACAAUAGCAUGGUGGAGGAGAAUGAUCUAUUUAGGUCCAUAACUGCUAACUUAACCAAAGAUAAAAUUCAGCUGCAAACACUUAAUAGUAAUCUAGUUAAAGAGAAAGACAGGUUUCGGAUACUAAGUAACAAACUGGUCAGAGAAAUCAAUCAAUCAGAAACUAGAUAUAAGGCCAUGGCGGUUCAGAGAGAUAAAAUACAAAACUGGUACAACAAUAUGACAGAUCAAAAAAAUCAGUUACAGAUACUUAACAGUAACCUAGUUGAGCAGAGUGAUCUUUUACAAGCAAGAACUGUGAACUUAACCAAAGAUAAAAUUCAGCUGCAAACACUUAAUAGUAAUCUAGUUAAAGAGAAAGACAGGUUUCAGAUACUAAGUAACAAACUGGUCAGAGAAAUCAAUCAAUCAGAAACUAGAUAUAAGGCCAUGGCGGUUCAGAGAGAUAAAAUACAAAACUGGUACAACAAUAUGACAGAUCAAAAAAAUCAGUUACAGAUACUUAACAGUAACCUAGUUGAGCAGAGUGAUCUUUUACAAGCAAGAACUGUGAACUUAACCAAAGAUAAAAUUCAGCUGCAAACACUUAAUAGUAAUCUAGUUAAAGAGAAAGACAGGUUUCAGAUACUAAGUAACAAACUGGUCAGAGAAAUCAAUCAAUCAGAAACUAGAUAUAAGGCCAUGGCGGUUCAGAGAGAUAAAAUACAAAACUGGUACAACAAUAUGACAGAUGAAAAAAAUCAGUUACAGAUACUUAACAGUAACCUUGUUGAAGAAAGGCGUAAAUUGCAGUCCCAAAAUGAUAAUCUGACCAAAGAAAGAAACCAGAUACAUUUGGAGAUGGGUGGACUUCAGAAAGCACUCUCUAAUUUUGGGUGGAAAUACUUCAAAUCCAGUUUAUAUUCCAUCUCUACUGUGAAGAUGAAAUGGACUGCUGGUAGACUGCAUUGCAAUAAGAGUGGAGCAGAUCUGGUUGUCAUAAACAGCAAAGAGGAAAUGAUUUUUGUUCAUAGCUUGAUCGGGGAUUUGGGAGCUUGGCUUGGCCUGACUGAUGCAGAGAAUGAAGGGGUCUGGAAAUGGGUGGAUGGCAAAGAUCUGACCACAAGUUACUGGAUAAGGGGGCAGCCUAAUAAUGGUGGUAUACAUGGAAAUGAUGACUGUGGUGUUAUUGUUUUUAAAGAACCUGCACUGCAGAGCUGGAAUGAUAUGCCAUGCCAUUAUAUUUCUUUUGUGAUAUGUGAAAAAAGUGUGUAAUACAUUCAGUAAAGUUUAUAAAUAUUUUCAUUUUGUUAUUCAAUUGCAAUGACUUUUAUACAUGUGGUUAAUAUUUUAACACUUUUGGGGAUUCCUGUAUGUAUUACAACAAUAACUAACUGCCAU
Molecule: messenger RNA, 1567 nt
Organism: Paramisgurnus dabryanus
Lineage: Eukaryota; Metazoa; Chordata; Actinopteri; Cypriniformes; Cobitidae
Source: RefSeq, a predicted model, not a curated record